AUGGCAGCUCACAUCCCAUCUACGGGCAAAGCCCAAGUUCGUGCUCUCCUCGGUCUCCUCAAUACAGCGGUAGAGGAAGCGAUCGCGGAAUACGACAAGCAGGGACUCGAUGUCCCCUCUAUAGAUCAUGGAUACGCACACCCUAUGGAUGGACGGCUACCGUCGCUCAAGUUCAAGCACGCGAUUCGUACUCUCGAAGGAGCAUGCGGGCAAAUAUGCGCAACGCUCGCCCAACCCAGUCACACAAUGGUUAAUUACAGCAUGAACGCCUUUGUGCCGGCAGCCAUUAACGCAGCGAUCAGGGCGGAUAUCGCUGAACGCUUAUCCAAGCAUCCCAACGGGCUUCAUGUCAAUGACCUUGCCAAGGAGACUUCUAUACACCCCCAGAAGCUUGGAACGCUUAUGCGGCUUCUCGUUACGAAUCACUGUUUCCGGGAAGUUUCGUCCAAUGUCUUCGCCAACAACCGUUUGUCCUUGACAAUGUCACCCAAUAAUGGUAAUAAGGUCUGCGAUAUCCUUGAAUUGAAGUCAGGAGAGAUGCAUCGUAAAGCCACUAUGUGGUUGUAUGAAGCUCUUACAGACCCUGACUUUGGGCCGACGUACAAUGCGACCCGCUCCCCCCUGAUGUACGCCCUCGGCAAAGAAGGCUACAGCGGGACUCUAUAUGAAUACUUGAAUACGCAGGUAAGCUAUAGCUUCGCGAACGCCAUGGUUGGAUACAGAAGCGCCACAGGACAUCUGAAUCUCCUGAAUGUUUUCCCUUGGGGAACACUCCCUCCCAGCACUAGCGUAUGCGACUUGGGCUCGGGUAAUGGGAAUAUCUCCAUUGAGAUAUCGAAGCACUUCCCCCAGUUAAAAAUAACCCUCCAAGACCUUCCGGAGACUAUUCGAGAAGCACGGAAGGCAGGUCCUCCAAGUACGGAAUAUCCUGAAGCAAUCAACGAGGGGCGGGUGACGUUCACACCCUUAGAUUUCUUCAAGGAAUCUCCCGUUCCGGGACAAGACAUAUACUAUCUCAGCCAAAUCUUUCACAAUUGGGGAGAUGAACACAGUCUGACACUUCUGAAGAACAUCCGACGCGUAAUGGUACCUGGGAGUCGGAUGUUGAUUGAUGACUAUCUAGCCGUUCAUCUUGACCCUGCCUCCAUCGAGAAGCAGCACACAUCCAUGUCACGGGCGCCCCGCCCCUUGAGCCCGGGAUUCGGUCAAGGACAAUCCAGAACGUACACUCAGGAUUUCUGCAUGUUGAUUAUGUGCAACGCAAGGGAACGCUCCCUCGAAGAUUUCAUAGAACUUUGCGCCGCAGCAGAUCUAAAAUUCGUGAGGGUAUGGGACUUGGCCGAAACUUGUCUUACAGAGUUUAUCGCGGCCUAG
Molecule: messenger RNA, 1374 nt
Organism: Pleurotus ostreatus (oyster mushroom)
Lineage: Eukaryota; Fungi; Basidiomycota; Agaricomycetes; Agaricales; Pleurotaceae
Exons: 10
Coding region: 1-1374 (457 amino acids)
Molecular function (GO): O-methyltransferase activity
Source: RefSeq, a predicted model, not a curated record